Coniosporium apollinis CBS 100218 is the source of this 981-nucleotide messenger RNA. RefSeq lists its product as uncharacterized. Gene Ontology annotation, cellular component: cytosol. NCBI's taxonomy places the organism in Eukaryota, Fungi, Ascomycota, Dothideomycetes. The record is from RefSeq and is a predicted model, not a curated record. The coding region runs from base 1 to 981 and encodes 326 amino acids. The transcript has 4 exons. Gene Ontology annotation, molecular function: aldose reductase (NADPH) activity.
AUGCCAAAGGUAGCAGUUACACUUGCCUCCAGCCAUGAGAUGCCUCUGGUAGGCUUCGGGCUCUGGAAGGUGCCCAAGGAGACCGCUGCAGAGACAGUCUACAAUGCCAUCAAGGCGGGAUACAGACUGUUCGACGGCGCUUAUGACUAUCAAAACGAGAAGGAAGCCGGGGAUGGCAUCCGCAGAGCUAUCGAUGAAGGCCUGGUCAAACGCGAAGACAUCUUUGUGACCACCAAGCUAUGGAACAACUACCACCAACGAGAGCAUGCGGUGCCGAUGGCGAAGGCCCAGAAUGAAGCUUGGGGCCUGGAAUACAUUGAUCUCUUCCUCAUCCACUUUCCAUGUGCUCUGGAGUAUAUCGACCCGGAGGUCCGGAGAUAUCCUGCCUGGUGGAUGGACGACGAAGGCACCGUCAAGCCUGCUAAGAUUCCCAUUCGGGAGACAUGGGAAAGCAUGGAGCAACUCGUGGACGACGGCAUAGUCCGCAGUAUCGGCGUCAGCAACUUCCAGGCCCAGAUGCUCUACGAUAUCAUGACAUAUGCGAAGCAUCCCAUCUCUGCUCUUCAAGUCGAGCACCACCCAUUCCUGGUCCAGCGGGAAUUAGUUCAGAUGGCGAAUGAGAAUGGCAUCGCUGUAACCGCAUACUCGUCCUUCGGACCUCAGUCUUUCCUUGAGCUGCCCCCAGCGUUCUCGAAGAGGGCGAAGGACAUCCCGUUACUGUUUGAUGCUGAGCCUGUCAAGGCGGCGGCGGCAAAACAUGGUAUUACUCCCGCUCAAGUUCUUCUGCGGUGGUCAACACAGAGGAAUAUCGCCGUCAUCCCGAAGUCCAAUAAUCCCACUCGCUUAGCACAGAAUCUCAGCGUGUUGGAUUUUGAUUUGACAUGUUCGGAAUUGCAGUCUAUAUCUGCGUUGGACAAGGGAUUGCGAUUUAAUGAUCCUGGGUUCUACCUGCCCAACCAUCCACUUCAUAUAUUUGCUUAA